CGCCGCCGCCGCCGCACCAUGUCGUCCGGGGGGAUCGCGCGCGGCCGCCUCGCCGAGGAGCGCAAGGCCUGGCGGAAGAACCACCCCCACGGCUUCGUCGCCAAGCCCGAGACGGUGGCCGACGGCACCGUGAACCUCAUGGUCUGGCACUGCACCAUCCCCGGCAAGCAAGGGACUGAUUGGGAAGGAGGAUACUUCCCUCUUACCCUUCAUUUCAGUGAGGAUUACCCUAGCAAACCUCCCAAGUGCAAGUUCCCAGCAAACUUCUUCCACCCGAAUGUUUAUCCUUCAGGAACAGUCUGCCUUUCAAUCCUUAAUGAGGACAGCGGUUGGAGACCAGCUAUUACUGUGAAGCAGAUUCUUGUUGGAAUUCAGGACUUGCUUGAUCAGCCAAACCCUGCUGACCCUGCUCAGACAGAUGGUUAUCACCUUUUUAUCCAGGAUCCAGCUGAAUACAAGAGGCGUGUUCGGGUGCAGGCCAAGCAGUUCCCUCCGUUGGUGUGAGAGCAUUCAGCAUUGGCUGCUUACUGAUCCAUGCUGCACAUCCGCCUAGUUCUUGCUAGAUCUUAAAUGAAUGCCUCUGCAAAUAUGGAAUUAGAUCAAGUAUAACCCAGAAAAGGGUGCUAGAUCUCUGAGAAGUAUUUACCUUCAUUGUGGGACCAAUUGCGAUUUAAGACCAUCUUGGUUGUAAUCGGAAUUUCAUAACUGUUCGAGUGCUUGUUUUGUGGGUUAAUGUCAAACUUCGGUUUGUCCUGUUAUCGGAGGAGGAUUGUUCUGUGUGUCACUGCAGUUCUAAAUGCUAAAGAACAUAUGUUUUGGAUGCAGCAUUUGCCAUGUAUCUAUAUAUAUGCUUGCCUCUCUUCUCUUC
Messenger RNA from Lolium rigidum, 868 nucleotides. RefSeq names its product SUMO-conjugating enzyme SCE1-like. Gene Ontology annotation, biological process: protein sumoylation. The transcript has 5 exons. Gene Ontology annotation, molecular function: SUMO conjugating enzyme activity. Gene Ontology annotation, cellular component: nucleus. The coding region runs from base 19 to 504 and encodes 161 amino acids. The record is from RefSeq and is a predicted model, not a curated record. Lineage: Eukaryota; Viridiplantae; Streptophyta; Magnoliopsida; Poales; Poaceae.